CUAUGUUAUGAGGAGUUUCCAGCCCUCAAGGCUGUCCAGCCAGAUGAUGAGGGGGAAAAGGGGGGGAUUGCUCAGGGACUUCGGUGUCCUAUUUACGAGUCCACUAUUUGACCACGCCCACCUAUCUAUCCCGGUGUCUCACCACCCCCCAACCCUGCAGAAGGAAAGGCUAUUUAAGGGCAGCUGACGUUCAGGGAAAACAAGACAGGCCCUUGAGGAAGAAGCUGCGGCAUCACCCGAGAGGCUGACAACAUGAAGGUCCUCCUGCUGCUAACAGCUGUGAUCAUGGCCUUUGGCCCAAUACAGAUCCAAGGGAGCCUUGCAGAGUUUAGACAAAUGAUCUUACUUAAGACGGGAAAGAGAGCUGAGACAAGCUAUGCCUUCUAUGGUUGCCACUGUGGCUGGGGUGGCAAGGGAUCCUCCAAGGAUGCGACAGAUCGGUGCUGUGCUGCUCACGACUGUUGCUACGCCCGGCUGCAGAAGCACGGCUGUGGCACAAAAUUUCUGACCUACAAGUUCUCCUACCGAGGGGGCAAAAUCACCUGCUCUGCCAACCAGAACUCCUGUCAGAGACAGCUGUGCCAAUGUGACAAAGUCGCAGUUGAAUGUUUCUACCGCAACCGGAAAAGCUACAAUUUAAAGUAUCAAUUCUAUCCCAACAAGUUUUGCAGUGGAAAGUCGCCAAAGUGCUGAGGGAGUAGCCUUGUUCAACAUCUGGACACAUUGUCUCCUUUAGCAACCCUUCCCAGCCAAACCAAGUCCCCCCAGUGAUAAAAACACCCCUCUCCCACCCUACAGACAGAGUGGGGGCCCUUCUGUACUCAUCCAGAAUGAGACCCCAAAGCCUGGUGUGUUACACUGAUCUUUCCUCAUCACUCAUCUACCUUCAACGGGCAGAUUGUUGGCCUCCAGCUUCCCCUUUGCAUGCAACUUCCUGCCUUGCAGUACCAAAGAGAACCCUGGGAGGCUCUUACAAAUAAAGUACUUCACUAACAACCAUGUGUGUUCUCUUACCAUGGAAUGAGGCUGAUAUAAAGUAUAUAUGCUAAAAGUAUAGGGGCUGCGACAAUAGCUCAGUCCAUAAAGAACUUACCAAGCUUGAGGACCUGUGUUCAACCCCAGAACCCACACACAUGAAGCACACACUUGUUUACAACCUUAGAGUUGGGGAAACAAAGACAGGUGGAUCCUGCGGCUCCAUGACCAGCCAGCCUACUUGAAUCAGCGAGUUCCAGGUCGGUGAGAGACCCUGCCUCCAAAACCAAGGUAGAUAGUGUCCUGAGGACCAAAACCUGAGCUUGUUCUACAGCUUCCACACAUAAAUGUGCACACAUAUGCAUGUAUGCAUGGGCAUGCACACACACAGACACAGAGACACACAUGCACACACACAUACACACAUGAACAGGCUUCCUGGUCAGUCAAAACGGGUCUAACUAUAAAUACCCCACCACUUUAAGCCCUGAUUCUCUUAUUCAGGUGGAGCUCCUUGUCAGAGCCUCCUGCUAGGGCUUGUUUGGCAAUUUAGGGGGGACACAGAUGUCAAGCAGUGUCCAACCACUACAGCUGCCAUCCCUGUCAAAGGCUGAACUCCCUCUCCCCGCCCCCAGGCUAGAACUGUUUUUCUUAGCCUAUGGGAAGAUGCAGAAGCUGAAGCAGGCAGAAGAAAGUGGAGUUGCUUCUGUCAAGGCUCUGCCACUUUGAACUUAAAGACAACAGAGAUUACGGUGGAUGGCACCAUGUGCCCACACGCCUGGCGCAGACCCACUUCCAGAAGACUGCCAGAGCCAUGGCGUGUGCAAAGCUGCCCACCGAGCAAAAAUAAACUCCUGGGCCUCCUGCACUUGUCAAACUGAGAAGCUUUGCACAGAUCCUUAAGAUGUCCUGACAGCUCCACACUUCUCUUUGCCUGGAAAGGAACAGUCAGAAACCAGUGAGGUCCCCCAGUUCCUGGUGCGUCUGUGGGAGCAAGGCUGAUGAGGGGCGGCACUCAGUUGUCUCUCUCCGCUGUCCCUUCUGCCUACGUCGAAUCUGCUAAUUUUUUCACAUAUUAAGAUAAAGACAAACUGCAAUAAAAAAAAUAAAACAUGCCAACCCCCA
Molecule: messenger RNA, 2100 nt
Organism: Myodes glareolus (Bank vole)
Lineage: Eukaryota; Metazoa; Chordata; Mammalia; Rodentia; Cricetidae
Source: RefSeq, a predicted model, not a curated record